AUGACACUGUCAACUUUACUUGACGGGACUCUUGAAGGAAGGCGUCCAUCUGAUAUUGUUUACAUAUCAGUUGCCACCCUUGUGGCCGCCAAGGUACUGGCAGACAUUUUCAGCGACGGAUUCCUGCUUAAGCGUUUAAACUUGGCAAAGUGGGGCGUCGUGCGUGCCGUUGCUGCCCCUAUCAUUCAACGAGAGGUGAAGAAGACUGCCAAGAUGUUUAAAAUGCCGGCGAAGGAAAGUGAAUUCAAGGCGAAAAAACUACCAGAGAAGGCCACAACAGAUGAGAAUGUUCUCAGUAUCGUGCAUACCCUUCACAAGGAUCUUGAUAAGCCGUACGAGAUGGGUAGCUUGAGUGGAGCCGUGUACCAUGGGGGAGCCUCGCACACGGCGUUGAUUAACCGUGUCAUGGAAGUAUUUCAGUGGAGUAACCCACUCCACUGCGACGUCUUUGGCGCCACACGCAAGAUGGAAGCGGAGGUGGUUUCAAUGGUGGUCCACAUGUUUAAUGGGCAUUUUCUCCCCGAUGCUUGUGGCACCGUUACCUCUGGUGGUACAGAAAGCAUUCUGAUGGCGAUGAAGUCGUAUCGCGGCUGGGGACGUGCCAGGAGAGGUAUUGAGCAUCCCUCAGUUGUUGUGGGUAUCACUGCACAUCCGGCCUUUGACAAAGCAGCUGAGUAUUUUGGUAUUACCCUAAUAAAAAUUCCGGUUGAUCCUGUGACACAGAGAAUCAAUGCAAAGGAGGUAGAAAAAUACAUAAAACACAAUACUGUCGCCAUUGUUGGGUCUGCGCCAACCUUUCCCCAUGGCGUGGUUGAUCCUAUCAGUGAAUUGUCCGAAGUGGCAUGCCGUCAUGAAGUUGGUCUUCAUGUAGAUUGUUGUUUGGGUGGGUUUAUUGUGCCUUUUAUGGAGAAGGCAGGCUUUUCCGCUCCCAUUGUGGACUUUUGUCUCCCUGGUGUCACGACGAUAAGUUGUGAUACACAUAAAUAUGGAUACGCACCCAAAGGCACAUCGACUGUUCUCUACAGAACCCGAGAGUUGCGUUCGUUUCAGUUCUGCUGUGUGGCAGAGUGGCCAGGUGGCAUUUACUGUUCCUCUGCAGUGAGUGGCUCCAAGCCAGGCAAUGUCAUCGCGGGAGCAUGGGCAGCUAUGGUUCGUAUGGGAGAAGAGGGUUAUGUAGACAAUUGUCGUAAAAUUAUGGAAACUCGUAUGAAAAUCACAUCUGCGCUUUGCAAAUUACCUUACAUUUCAAUUAUAGGAGAUCCUACCACCUCUGUGUUUGCUUUUAAUAGCGAUUACAUUGACAUUUAUGUCCUGGGUGAUCGCCUAGGGGAGCGUGGAUGGGUGCUCAACCGACUUCAGUUUCCAUCUGGUCUUCAGUUUUCGGUAACACUACUUCAGACACAGGAGGGAGUGGCAGACCGCUUCAUUCACGACUUGACGGACAUCGGUGACGAGAUGUACGGCGCGGUGAAGCAGGCAGAAGAGGAAGGUAGGAAUAUAAAACGAGGCGAAACAGGGGCAACUGUUUAUGGUUUGCAGCAACGAUUAGGCGAUCGCAGUAUCGUGAAGGACGUACUACGGGAGUUUUUAAAUCAGUACUACAGCGUGGAUCAUUAA
This is a messenger RNA of Trypanosoma rangeli, 1617 nucleotides long. RefSeq names its product putative sphingosine 1-phosphate lyase. The transcript has a single exon. The coding region runs from base 1 to 1617 and encodes 538 amino acids. Gene Ontology annotation, molecular function: pyridoxal phosphate binding; sphinganine-1-phosphate aldolase activity. The record is from RefSeq and is a predicted model, not a curated record. Gene Ontology annotation, cellular component: endoplasmic reticulum. Lineage: Eukaryota; Euglenozoa; Kinetoplastea; Trypanosomatida; Trypanosomatidae. Gene Ontology annotation, biological process: carboxylic acid metabolic process; sphingolipid catabolic process.